Messenger RNA from Drosophila busckii, 6294 nucleotides. It is a transcript of the gene Doa, whose product is annotated as serine/threonine-protein kinase Doa. Bases 548 to 6244 code for a protein of 1898 amino acids. Gene Ontology annotation, cellular component: nucleus. Gene Ontology annotation, biological process: protein phosphorylation. The record is from RefSeq and is a predicted model, not a curated record. Lineage: Eukaryota; Metazoa; Arthropoda; Insecta; Diptera; Drosophilidae. Gene Ontology annotation, molecular function: protein kinase activity; ATP binding. The transcript is spliced from 11 exons.
AGCAGGGCCGUCACUCACAUGGACACGACACUCCAGUGUAGCUAUAGCUAUAAUAUAUAGUUGGGUGUAUAAAUAGGGCAAGGUGUAGGCAUCUCAACUGUGGGCCAGUUGUGGGGGAGUAGCAAUGAGCUCAUUGCUGUUUACAGUACACCCAACAAAAUUUUGCACACCAGCUAUAUUGUAUAUAUAUCUAUCUGUAUUUUUUUUGGUGCGCCAAUGUUCUAUUGAAAAUUCCUUGCCUUUAGUACUUGGCUCUUUGGCUCGGCAUUUGUUUCAAUUAAUAAGUCAACUAAACGACGAAAUUUAUUUGCCAAAAUGCCAAUGAGGCAUUGACAUUGAGCGCACACUAAACCUUAGGCGCUCCGCCUGUCCCCACCACCAAUUGCCCACUGGGGGCCCCAAUUCGUUUAGCUUUCUUUUUAGCAAACGCCAGCAGCAACGCGAGUCGCGUCAAGCAAGUCGAAGCCAAACCAACGCAAUUAGCCAGUGCAUAAAAUUCAAUUAGAUAACAAUAACUAAAGCAGAUUCAAAAUUCGCAAAUCGCGCGAUGUCCAACGAACUUAGCGAAAUGAUCGCGCUCAGCUGUCCCGAUCUGAGCGCUCGCCCCGACAACGAUAUACACUUGAUAAUCAAUGCGGAGCGACGGCUUAGCAUUAAACAAAUGACAGCCACAGAGCUGAGCAAUUUGCGUGCUGCCGCCGCUGAGGAGGCGAAGGCCAAAGCGCAGGCUGAGGCGGCAGUCAAGGCGCGUGCGCUGGCGGAGCAAAAAGCGCGUCUGGAUGCUGAAGCGGCAGUCAAGGCGCGUGCGCUGGCAGAGCAAAAGGCGCGUUUGGAUGCCGAAGCAGCAGCCAAAGCGCAGGCGCUAGUGGAGCAACAGACAAGUUUGGCUGCUGAGGUGGUGGCCAAGGCACGCGCACGCGCUGCCAACGAAGCCAAGGAGCAACUGCAGCGUGUGCUGGAGCGUCAGCUGCUGCUGGACGAUGCCAUGGAAAUGCAUUUGCUUAAUGCCGGGCAAACCCAAACGCAGUCCUCACCAGAGCAACGCAAUUCACUGGAGCUGCUGCGCAUGCAGCGCGCCGCGCGUGAUGCGCGCUCGCAUAAUCGCAGCCGCGAGCGCACCGCCUCGCCGGAGUCCAGACAUAGUGCCAGUCAUAGCAUGAGCAGCUUUGAAUCCACCAGCGUCAGCGCCAGUCGACGUGGCAGCACUGCCAGCGCCAGCUGCGUGGAGCUGCCUGCGCCUAUGAAAUUUCCUCUUGCCAAGACAGUCUCAGCGCCAAAUGUGACGAAUCUGACGAUUCGUCGACGCAGCAGUUUAACUGCAAUGUUUCCAGGCCCAGCGCCGCUGGUGGCGCCAGAGCCAGCGCUGCACAGCAAUCCCGAGCAGCAGCUAGAGCAAACUCAGUGCAGCAGCGUAGGACGUGCUGAGGAUCAUUAUCGUGACAUACCCACAGGCAAAAUGGUGCAUCGCACCAAGACGCCGCCGCCUGUGGGCGCCAGUUUGGGCGUUUGCCUCAAGCGCGUGCAAGCGCCCAGCGGCUCCAUCACAGUCAAGCCCAAGGAGGGACCCAUGCUGGGCGUGGUGCUGCGCAAAGUGGAGAAGAAGGUGGCGCCGCAGAAGAGCGUGCUGGACGAUGAGCAGCCGCUUUACCAUUUCUCUAUAGUGCGCAGUGAUCACAAGGAGCACAAGCCGGCGGCCAAGCCCAAGCCCAAACCGACGCCACCAGCGGCCAAACCACAACCCGGUGGCAUACUCACCGGACCGCAAGUGGUGCGCACUGUGCGUCCAGUGCCAGUGCCCGCAAAGCCACAGCGUCCGCAGCCUGGCGUGCCCAUCACUAUAACCAAAAUCGAGGGCGACAAGAUCAUCAUUAUUAAAAAGAUUAUAGUGCCAAAGAACAGUAAGAUACCGGAGCAGUAUCUGCAGGUUGGUCUUGCUCAAGAUGCUGGCAAAAUUGCCGUUAGCACGCCAGCAACAGCAGCAGCGACGGCGGCUGCUGCGCCGCUGCUGAAAACACAACUCGCCUCGUCUGCCUCGCUGCCCAACGUUAUGCAGCAGCCGUCGGCGCCGCCGUCGGUGUCAAGCGGUCAGCAGUUCUUUCAGGUUGUAUCGCCGCAAUUCGCGUCCGUGCUGUCGUCCAGCAUGCCGGAAACCAAAUGCGCCGUGCGUUCGCCCAUCAGCUCGCCGCUAGCGCUGCGCAAGAAUCGUCCGCUGCUGCCCGCCAGUCCCAAGUCAACGCCGCCGCUGCCGCGCAAGCAUCAUGCGCUGGCGUACAAUGCAGCCACAGGCGCCAUAACCACUCCCAGCGCUGCUGUGCCCACGCGUCUGAUGACCACCAUUGCCAGCAGCCCAGCCUCGAGCAUAUCGCUCAGCUCCUGCAGCUCGCCCUCAUCAUCGCCGCCACCGCCGCCUGUGCCCAGUCGCGCGCCCAAGUGCAAACCCAGUCUAAGUCGCAAGCCCAGCACCGAGGAAGUCGAUCUGGGCAAGCUGCUGCAGCAGCAACAGCAGCUGGAGGAAAAGUCUGCUGCUGCCAACAAUAGCGCCAAGCUGGACGCCAAUUUCUAUGAUGCUGAAAUAGAAAUGAUGAACAAGUAUCUGAAAAGCCUGCCCGACUAUAGCGAGCUGGAUCGCAAGCUGCAUCAGGAGUUCAAGGAGUGCGAAGAUCUCUACGAUCGCCUCAAGCGCCAGCAGCAAACGCAGCCGCUGGCCAAGUCCAUAUCGCAGCAGUCGGUGCAGCCAACGCCCGCCGCUAGUCUAGCCAAGUCCAGCAGCAUUAACUUUAGUCAAAGCACAAGCAAUGGUCAACGCAAUGCGCGUCUGGCGUAUCCCUCAAUCUUUGAGCAGCAGCCCAAGCUGCAGCGCAGCAUAAGCAGCAAUAAUAUGCCAGGAGCGCCGUUGCCAAAGCAAAGCGAGCAGCUAAACGAAUCAAAUUUGUCGCUCAACAAGCAGCUGAUGAACGAAUUCUGGAGCGAGAAUCUGUGCAGCUCGCAGAAGCGUCAAACGCCCAAGCGCACAUUUUGGAACUAUGAGAAAAUAUGUGGCGCGCAGUUGGGCGAUGCGGGACAGCCGUUCAAAGUGGAUGCCAAGACAGCCAAGAAGUUGGCCAUAUUCGAUCCAACAGUGGCAGAGGCGGCGCAGAAGGAGCUGCAAAAGCAGCAGCAGCCACAUCGAUUGCAGAAGAACGCGUCGCUAUCCCAGCUGGAUCUCAAAGUGCGGCAGGCAGUGACCAAGGAUGAUCUCUAUAAGCUCAUAGUAUGCAAUGAGGGCACAGCGACGCAACCAUUUGUAAGUCGCGUGCCUGUUAAGCAGCCACAGCAGCAGCAGCAACACCCAGAGCAGCAGCAGCAGCAGCUGAACAAAAGUGUGUCCAUGACGCAUGUGCCACAAGCGCAGGCGCCGCUGCUGCGCAGCUCAAGCCGCACACACAUACCUUGCUACAUGAAGAAUUUGCCAGCGCUAAGUCGCAGCAGCAGCAGCAAUUCAGCUAUAUUGCUGCAACAGCAGCCACAGCAGCAGCAACAGUUUAAGCAACCAGCUGCUGUUAAAGCUGCUGCUGGCGUGCUUAAGAGCAGCAGCAGCUCUUGUGUGCCCUCGCCACGCUGUGCUGCUGCUUUUUUUCGUCGGCCCACAGAGUCGCAGCUUAAACCUGCAACCAGCGUUGCAGCAACAACAGCUACGCCCAUUGCUGAGUCCAACAAUGAAUAUGCAUCGCUUGAACGCAAAUCGGAGAAGAGCAACAGCACUGUUAGCAGCAGCAGCUUUACUGUCACCAAUUGCUGCACUACGCACUUGCCACAGCUCUCCAAGUUUACUUCAUCCUUUCAUAUACCUGCAACAGUAGCUGCCACACCAGCAGCAGCGCCACAACUAGCAACAACUGCUGUAACAGCAGCAGAGCCAGCAGCAGCAGCAGCAACUGCGUCAGUCACUACAACAGCAGCAAGCACAAAGCGCCAGAAAGAUGUUGACAACAAGCUAGAAAAAUGUCUGAACGAUAUGCUAAAGCUAAAGAGCAGCAGCAGCAGCAACAACAGCAGCAAUAAUAAUGCACUCAUGUCACAGUCGUUGACAGCUGCUGAACAACACAAAGAAGAUGUUGCUGGCAAAUAUGCAACUGAAUCGCAAAUACCCGUGCCAGUUCAGCUCUACGAUCCACAGAAGCCGCUCAUGCAGCAGCAGCAGCAGCAGAGGAACGCUUAUCCCAUUGGCAAGUCCAAUUCGACAUCGCAGCUGCCGCUGGGCAUGAGCUAUCAGCAGCGACUGUUGCAGCAGCAACAACAACAACAACAGCAGCAGCAGCAACAACAUUAUCCACAGCAGAAACGUCCGUUUUUGAAUUGGAAUUCAUUUGCUUGCUCAGCUAUGAAUGGCAGCAAUGAUCCCUUCCAGCAGCAGCAGCAGCAGCAGCAGCAACAUGCACAUAAGCUGCAGCAAUCUUACUCCUCAUCGCAUCUGCUCAAGCAGCAGCAGCAGCCCAAGUGCAGCUCUGGCUUUGCUAUGCUGCUGCAAAAGCACAACACCAACAAAGAGAAUAAAUUUGGACAACCUGCGCAACAGCAGCAAUCGUCGCUGGGCAUGGCGCCACAAAUGUAUGGUAGUGGCUAUCAGCCCAAGCCUGCGUAUCCACGUGGUGCUGCUGGCGCACCGCUGACCCAUUCGGCUUCAUUUAGUGCUGCACAACGUCCCAGCAACAUGUUGCAGCCUCAAAGCUACGGCCACGGCAUGAUGAGUCGCAAUUAUUACAACAUGCCCAAGCAGCAACAGCAGCAGCAACAACAGCCGCCGCCUUUGUUGUUGCAUGAACGCAAACCGCUGCAAACCUUCGAUCCGUAUGUGUAUCCCAAGCCCAGUCAGACGUUCAAGUACCAGGCUCAACCGCAGCCCCAACCGCCGCCGUCGUCGUCGUCGUCGCAUCCGCAUGCGCAGUUUCUAAACGCUUCCGGCGCGUUAGCUUACGAUCCAAAUACAAAUACGCAAUUGUAUUACGCGCAGCCGUCGUCACCGCAGCAACCACAACAACAGCAGCAGCAACAACAAUACUCGAAACAGCAGCAGCAGCAAAAUGAAAUGUCCAAGUCCGCAUUGGGACUGCAUUUCAUCGAGACAGCAAAGCCCGUCAUUCAAGAUGAUGCUGAUGGUCACUUAAUUUACCACAACGGAGACAUUCUCCAUCACAGAUAUAAGAUCAUGGCCACACUGGGCGAGGGCACCUUUGGGCGUGUGGUCAAGGUGAAAGAUAUGGAACGUGAUUUUUGCAUGGCCUUGAAAAUCAUUAAAAAUGUUGAGAAAUAUCGCGAAGCUGCCAAGCUGGAGAUAAAUGCUUUGGAGAAGAUAGCUAUGAAAGAUCCGCAUGGUGAUCAUCUGUGCGUCAAAAUGAUUGACUGGUUUGAUUAUCAUGGACAUAUGUGCAUAGUUUUUGAAAUGCUCGGACUUAGCGUUUUCGAUUUUUUGCGCGAGAACAAUUACGAGCCAUACUCGUUGGAGCAAGUGCGUCAUAUGGCAUAUCAGUUAUGCUACUCCGUGAAGUUUCUCCACGACAAUCGCUUGACGCACACAGAUCUCAAGCCGGAGAAUAUAUUAUUCGUCGAUUCAGACUAUACGUCACACUAUAAUCACAAACUUAAUCGUGAAGUGCGUCGCGUUAAGAAUACAGACGUGCGUCUCAUUGACUUUGGUUCAGCCACCUUUGAUCAUGAGCAUCAUAGCACAAUUGUCUCCACGCGUCAUUAUCGCGCACCUGAGGUCAUACUGGAGCUAGGCUGGUCACAGCCCUGCGAUGUGUGGUCCAUUGGCUGCAUACUCUUUGAGCUGUACUUAGGCAUUACUCUGUUCCAGACGCACGACAAUCGCGAGCAUCUUGCCAUGAUGGAGCGCAUAUUGGGACAAAUACCAUAUCGCAUGGCACGCAAUCACACUCUUUACAGCAAAACCAAGACAAAGUACUUCUAUCAUGGUAAGUUAGAUUGGGAUGAGAAGUCCAGCGCGGGACGUUAUGUGCGCGAUCACUGUAAGCCGUUGUUCCUGUGCCAGCUGAGCGACAGCGAGGAUCACUGCGAGCUCUUUAGCUUAAUCAAGAAAAUGCUGGAGUAUGAGCCCUCAUCGCGCAUCACGUUAGGUGAUGCACUGCGACAUCCUUUCUUUGACAGACUUCCCCAACAUCAGCGUGUAGGUGAAAUGAGCAACAAUAAGCAGCCACUCUCGUCGGGUAGCAGCAGCCGCGAGCGCUCGCACAGUUUGUCCAGAUGAGAAUUACAGCGAUUUGGUUAUUGUUGACGGCAACGCUAAUCAAAUACACC